This is a messenger RNA of Nilaparvata lugens (brown planthopper), 1017 nucleotides long. It is a transcript of the gene Rpp30, whose product is annotated as ribonuclease P protein subunit p30. Bases 110 to 937 code for a protein of 275 amino acids. Gene Ontology annotation, biological process: tRNA processing. The transcript is spliced from 8 exons. Gene Ontology annotation, cellular component: nucleolar ribonuclease P complex. Lineage: Eukaryota; Metazoa; Arthropoda; Insecta; Hemiptera; Delphacidae. The record is from RefSeq and is a predicted model, not a curated record. Gene Ontology annotation, molecular function: RNA binding.
UGUUUAUAAAUGUAAGUUUGAGGUUAUGUUAGCUUUUACGCACAUGCUAGUUUGAAUUUAUUCGUCUCUUAUUUUCUUUCAUAUAAAAUUUAUUUUAUUAUUAAAAAAUAUGAAUACUUCCCCAUUCCAUGAUCUGAAUAUAUCUAGUGAUGCGGUGGGUGAUGGUAUCAAGUUAUUUAAACGAUUAUAUGAUUUUGGCUACAGGACGAUAGCAGUGAAUCAGGUCGUAGAUGAAGUUGCUACUGAACCGAAAGGAAAGAAAAGGAAAGGUGAAAAGAAUGAUGUAGAUAUUGUGCCGUUACCAGUCGUUGUAGAUUUACCAGAGGAACUUGCUGGAAGAUUAAAAGUACUGAAUAGGCUAACUGUGAGGCUUUCUGAUCCUUCACAAUACGUUAAAGUGGCUCAGUCAGAAAAUUUGAAAAAGUACCACUUAUUAGCUGUUACGCCUUUAAAUGAAAACACAUUCCAGCAUUUGUGUCAUACUUUGGAUGUCGACAUAAUUACAUUGACCGCUGCAGAGAAAAAUUUACGUUUCAAUCGGAAGUUAUACAACUUGGCAGUUUCGAAAAAUAUGUAUUUCGAGUUGAGCUAUGGACUGGCCUUGAACAGCUCAACAAAUCGCAGGGAUCUUAUCCAGCUGAGUCACACUCUCCACGGAGUUGGCAAGUCCAAGAAUAUCAUCAUUACCAGCAGUGCUACCAGCUAUUUACAGAUUAGAGGACCUUAUGAAGUGAUGAACUUAGGUUUACUUUUCGGAUUAAGUCAGGAUCAAGCAAAACGAGCAAUUUCGAAUCUACCUAUGGAUGUUAUAAAAAAAAGAGAUGGUCGAAGGUUCGGUAAGAAUGUUGUUACUGUGAUGAAAAUAGACGAUGAUGGAAGUUUGGAUGAGAUCACUUCCAAAGCUAAGCGCUUGAAGAAAACUAAUGAAAUUUUUUAACCUAGAAUAAUUAUAACUUGAGGUAAAUUGUAUGUUUUUGAUGCUAUUAAAAUAUAUUGACCAUUAAUACGGAUAGUGUA